Nannochloropsis gaditana CCMP526 is the source of this 120-nucleotide messenger RNA. RefSeq lists its product as uncharacterized. The transcript has 2 exons. The record is from RefSeq and is a predicted model, not a curated record. Gene Ontology annotation, molecular function: metal ion binding. The annotation marks the transcript as partial.
GCGACAUCUAUAGACAUAAAUGGGUUGACAGAUUGUUUCUACUACCUAAGCGAUAAAUGCACCAAGGGCCCUGACUGCGCCUUUCGGCACAAUGAACAUGCCAAACGCAAUCGUAAAACC